Molecule: messenger RNA, 597 nt
Organism: Trachymyrmex cornetzi
Lineage: Eukaryota; Metazoa; Arthropoda; Insecta; Hymenoptera; Formicidae
Source: RefSeq, a predicted model, not a curated record
AUGGAUUUAGAUUUCGAUGUACUAAAAGAUGAUGAAUUAGAUGCAUUUGAUCUAGUUGUAUAUGGAAUACCGCCAAACAUACAUAUACGUGCUAAUUAUUUUGAAAAAUAUGACGACUUAAAUUUUUUUAGAAGAUUUAGGUUACGAAAACAGUCUGUUAUUAAUAUAUUAGAACAAAUUCAAGAUCGCCUGGAGUAUACACAUUACAGAAAUAAUCCAGUUACACCAAUGCAACAAUUGCUCAUUGCUUUACGUUUAUAUUCGACUAAUGGAUUUUUGAUAACAAUGGGUGAUUAUAGUGGAAUGGAUAAAUUUACAGUUUCAAGAAUAAUGGUAGUGUCUGAGGCUAUAGCUUCAUUGGCAAUUUACAUAAAAUUACCACAAACACAAGAAGACAUUUUACGAACUCAGAGAAAUUUUUUUAAUAUUGCUAGUAAUUUGCUGAUUAUCAUUUCACAACCUUGGAAUGCUCUAGAGAUCUCUAUAAAUGAUCAGAUUGAGUUUGAAGAUUAUAUUGGCACAAUCAACUUUCAAAAAGGACAGCCGAUUCCUCAGGAAUUAUCACCAAUUUUUAGAGAUCACGAACUUGUCGAGUGA